Macrosiphum euphorbiae (potato aphid) is the source of this 345-nucleotide messenger RNA. NCBI's taxonomy places the organism in Eukaryota, Metazoa, Arthropoda, Insecta, Hemiptera, Aphididae. The record is from the annotation of a GenBank genome assembly.
AUGUGUUGGUAUUUAGGUACGUUAGGUGUGCAUGAACUUACAAAAACACAUACGUCAACAAAUGUAAGUGAACAAUUUGAAGACAUAUUAUCAGAAUGGGAAAUUAGAAAAGACCAAAUUAUUGAAAUAGUAACUGACAAUGGUGCUAAUAUUAAAAGAGUACCAUGUGACACAUUUACCAUAGAUAACAACUCAAUAGAUAACUGUGCAAAUCUUAGUCAACUGAUAGAGAAAACAAGAAAUAUUGUUAAAUUUAUUAAAUUUAGUAUAAUGCUAGUGAUGAGUUCAGAAAACAUCAAGCAAAUGAGGGUUUACCAGAAGGUAAAAUUUUUAAAAUGGUAUUAG